This is a messenger RNA of Phytophthora sojae, 303 nucleotides long. RefSeq lists its product as hypothetical. NCBI's taxonomy places the organism in Eukaryota, Oomycota, Peronosporomycetes, Peronosporales, Peronosporaceae. Bases 1 to 303 code for a protein of 100 amino acids. The transcript has a single exon. The record is from RefSeq and is a predicted model, not a curated record.
AUGGCCGCCAUUGUCCCGAUCUCUUGCAACCAGCGUUGGCGCAGUCGCUCUCGCAACGCCAGCACGGACUCGGAUUUCCUCGGCAUGGUGCCUACCUCUCCUUCGGUCAUGGGUGAGCUCACCAUUAUCCCGGUGGAUGAAGCUGCGUACGAAGGCGACGACGAAGACAAGGGCGUCGAGCGAGUCGAGUCGCCGCACAACCUCGUCAUGCCCCGCGAGUACGCGGCUCAAGAACCGGCGUGGCCCGUCGUGCCGUCUAACAACGCCAAAGCCAUGGAGAGGCGGCGUGCGAGCGGCUUCUAG